Molecule: messenger RNA, 3654 nt
Organism: Astyanax mexicanus (Mexican tetra)
Lineage: Eukaryota; Metazoa; Chordata; Actinopteri; Characiformes; Acestrorhamphidae
Gene: caprin2
Product: caprin family member 2
Exons: 21
Coding region: 106-3024 (972 amino acids)
Biological process (GO): positive regulation of canonical Wnt signaling pathway
Cellular component (GO): cytoplasm
Molecular function (GO): signaling receptor binding
Source: RefSeq, a predicted model, not a curated record
CGCCCGGCCUCUCCGAUACAGCCGCCGCGUGCUAAACUCAGCGUGCGUGUGAGCGCGCGCUCUGCCCACCCCCCCUUCAUCCCCUCAGUCCGCUGCUCACUGUGAAUGAGUGACCUGCAGUCACUGCGGCCCGACACGCCACCUUCACCACCAGAGGAGCGCGCGAGAAAGAGUCGAACCAUGGUUCUCCUGUCCCCACCUCAGGCCUUGGAUGCCCUGGCUCCCUCAGAGCUCAUUGAAGAAGGGGACAUAGAGCUGGAUGGCAGCCCCAAGUCCCCUCAAGCCUUCACAGCCCUGCAGCUUGCCCUCAACCCCUCCGCCACGGUCUACCACGGUUAUGAAACCUACAUAGAGGAAGGCCUCAUCUGUCUGAAGCAUAAGAUUCGCAACAUUGAGAAAAAGAAGCUGAAGCUGGAAGGAUACAGACUACGACUAAAUAAUGGGGAGACGCUGAAUAAAGACCAACUGAAUGCUGUGGAGAAGUAUGAAGAAGUUGUCCACAACCUUAUAUUUGCUAGAGACUUGCAGAAGACCUUCUGUGAUCUCACACAAGAUCUCCUGAAGGCUCAAAAGAAGGCUGUGCGGCGUGAACAGACUCUAAAGGCAUCGACAGAGCAGAGGCGGUUGUGUAUAAUGCUGCAGGUGCAAUAUGUCCUCCGCAGCCUUCAGAGGGACGAUAUCAGGAAGAACUUCUGCAAUGCACGUGAACAUGCCAAAUUCCUGUCCACACAGGAAGUGGAGAACCUGCUAGACUUGGCUUCAUUACUGGGAUGUAAGAGGGACGAGCGAAUGAGUUUAGAGGAUCAGAUGGAGCAGGCUUCUUUUGUUUAUUUAAAUCUACUGGAUGGAAAAGACAAACCAGUUGCUGGGUCAACAUAUAAGCAUUUCAAGGAGAAGCUGCUGAGAUUGGUGGACUGUGGCUUCUUUGAUCACCUCCCACCACCUCAAAAAUGCACAAGUGGGGUCUUGGAUGGCCUGAAGCCCAAUGCUUCCACACCCUGCAGCCUUCCUGCACUGGUCAGUUUGAACUCCAAUGAAGUGCCUUCACGAAAGUUUCUAAACAGACGCUACUCACCUGAGGCAGUCCUCACUGGUAACAGUCGUGGGGAAGAAAGGGACGUGACUCCACCACCGAAUUGGAGGGCAGAAUUUUUGGCCCUGAAGGAACAAGAACCUCCAGAUUCUUGGGAUAUGGAGCUUUCUGAUGCUCCAAGGCCUUCCCAGACAGUAUUACAGAAACCUUGGAAAGGAGCAGCAGGAUUUAUACCAAAAACCCCAGUUAUUAUGAAGAACCCUGCUGCUGACUCCAAACAGAAACGGCAGAGGAAAACUAAAGGAAGCCAGGAAUCAAAGUGUGAUGCUGAAGUGGAGGUAUUUAACUCCCCAUCUUCCCUAGCCAAAGACCCCACUCUGCGCAGACAGCAGCUGGACAACCUGAUGGAUCAGAUCACAGGCUCCUUUAGCUUCAUACAGGACUCUUUGCUGGAUGGAGAGGCUUCUCCCACUAAUGGCAGGUCCUUGAGGCUUCAUCUGUCCCCUGGCUCUAGUCCUCUUGCACAGAGAGAGCAGAAGAAGCCUCUGGCUGAUGAGCUGACUCAGAAUCAACAUUCUACUCCACUGCAUGCACGUGUGGUCUCUGGAGAUGGCAAAAUCCCUCUGAUCAAUGGCAAUCAGACUCUAGACAGUUGUGGCUUGGAGUUACACACUGAAGAUACUCCCAAUGCCAAACAAGAUGAAGGCUUCACCUCUCCACCUCUUUACUGCAGAGAGUCCUGCAUCUCUCUACCUCUGGAGGACAAGAACUCUAAACAGACAGGAAAGCUUUGUAAUGGAGAAAUGCCAACUCCUGUCUCAGCACAGUCCUUCACCACCCCGCCCAGCAGACGAUCUCUCACCAUGGCUAAUGCUUCUCCCUUUGACAGCAUGCAUUCUGUGUUCAGUGGGGAGCCUCCCAUAACAGUGAGUUCAGAGCUGAAGUCUGAAAGUGGCUUUUCAGGAUCCGUGUGUCUCAGCUAUAGUACAGCAAGCAGUCUGAGCUACACUACUGCCAGCACGCAGACCCCACCGGAGUUCAGCCUGCCCCAAGACGAUCUGCAAAUGGAGAGUGCGUACUUAUCGGAAAGUGAUCUCAGUGGGACCAGUCAAGUUUAUUCGUCUCCAGGCCCACCCUCUGCCCUUCAGCCUCAGUCCAGCCUCAGCCAGCCCCCGUAUUACCCCCGUAACACACUCAGAGGUACGGCACGUGGCAGCAGGGGCCUUCCACACUCCUACCGCUCACCAGGGUCCUCAAGAGGUGAUUAUGAGGUCCUCAGGGUGAAUAUGCGUGCCCCUGGUGGAGGCUACAUUGGCCAGACCCACAGAGAUCCUGGAUCAUUAUUGUAUAAUUCACGGGAAAAUGGUUAUCAGCUGAACCAUAAACGAACUGGAGGGCCAGCAGCUCAAAGGAACAGCUCUGCUGCAGGUUGGAGUGACUCUUCUCAGGUGAGCAGUCCAGAUCGGGAUUGCACAUACCUGCUGGACUCUGGCCACGGUGACUCCCUCUCCAUCUCACCCCUGGAGGUGCCAGUGGCUGGUCAGGGUACACACACCCUACUGCCUGUGCACGUCUAUCCAGUGUCCCAGCAGCUCCGCGUGGCCUUCUCAGCUGCCCGCACCGCCAAUUUUGCCCCUGGCACUCUGGAUCAACCAAUUGCCUUUGAUUUGCUGCACAGCAACCUGGGAGAUGUUUUUGAUGCCUCCUCCGGACGGUUUUCGUGUCCGGCUGCGGGCACCUACGUCUUCAUCUUCCACAUCCUCAAGCUGGCAGUCAACGUGCCGCUUUACAUCAACCUCAUGCGCAAUGAGGAAGUGAUGGUGUCUGCUUACGCCAACGACGGUGCGCCAGACCACGAGACUGCCAGCAACCACGCUGUGAUCCAGCUGUACCACGGUGACCAGGUGUGGCUACGUCUCCACCGCGGCGCCAUCUAUGGCAGCAGCUGGAAGUACAGCACCUUCUCAGGCUUUCUGCUGUACCAGGACUGAGUGUCCUUAACUAACCUGCUAUAAUAUAAAGGCACACAAUGGAGAGGCCAGUUUGGAUCCGUUUGGCCAACCGGUUACAUUGCGCUUGUUGCACUUUAAGUCUGUGGUGAACCUGCUGAUGCAUGCUAAGAGUCCCUGUCUAUAAGCAAGUCAGUCUUAGCCAUCAUGUUUAGACCCUUGAAGUAUGUUGCUCUUGGGCAUUGUUUACAUGGUAAUUUUUACAGUUACUUAAAAGGUUCAUGCUACAUACUUAUUGCACAAAGUAUUACCUGGAUGUGGCAGCACCUUGUGUUCAUUGAUUCCAUUUCUUCAUUUGGAUGAGGUUGAGUUUUUCAGUGCAGAGGGUUUCAGUUCUCCUGAUGCCCUCAUCUGGUUUGCUCAUUUUUAGAUGCAGAGUUUGAGCCAUACAUGUGAAGCCAUGUCUGCGACUGGUGCCUUUUCUUUUCUGAUUAUUGAUCACUUAAAUUGCUUACGUGAAUGUAGUUAUCUGAUAAUACUUGACAUGUUGAGCACUUUAAAAGGAGACUUUUGUGACUGUGUGUGCUAAAAAUGACAAACACUGAUUUUUGCCAAUAAGGUGAACCUAACAAUGGUCCCUCCUUGUGCCUGAAUAAAAGAUUAUGUGCAGUU